Prosopis cineraria is the source of this 2663-nucleotide messenger RNA. RefSeq names its product homeobox-leucine zipper protein ATHB-15-like. The record is from RefSeq and is a predicted model, not a curated record. Gene Ontology annotation, molecular function: DNA-binding transcription factor activity; DNA binding; lipid binding. Lineage: Eukaryota; Viridiplantae; Streptophyta; Magnoliopsida; Fabales; Fabaceae.
CUAUGGCAAUGUCCUGCAAGGAUGGUAAACCAGGAAUGGACAACGGCAAGUAUGUCCGUUAUACACCUGAGCAGGUUGAAGCCCUCGAGAGGCUUUAUCAUGAAUGUCCAAAACCCAGUUCCAUUCGCCGCCAGCAGCUCAUCCGUGAGUGUCCUAUUCUCUCCAACAUUGAGCCCAAACAAAUCAAAGUUUGGUUCCAGAACAGAAGGUGCAGGGAGAAGCAAAGGAAAGAGGCCUCGCGUCUUCAAGCUGUGAACAGGAAGCUGACAGCCAUGAACAAGCUUCUGAUGGAGGAGAAUGAUAGGUUGCAGAAACAGGUCUCCCAAUUGGUGUAUGAAAAUGGCUACUUCCGCCAACAUACUCAAAACACUACGCUUGCAACCAAAGACACAAGCUGUGAAUCAGCCGUGACGAGUGGCCAACACAGUUUGACAACUCAGCAUCCCCGGGAUGCAAGUCCUGCAGGGCUCUUGUCCAUUGCAGAAGAGACUUUAGCAGAGUUUCUUUCAAAGGCUACUGGGACUGCUGUUGAGUGGGUCCAAAUGCCUGGAAUGAAGCCUGGUCCGGAUUCCAUUGGAAUCGUUGCUAUUUCUCAUGGUUGCACUGGUGUGGCAGCACGAGCCUGUGGUCUAGUGGGUCUAGAACCCACAAGAGUCGCAGAAAUCCUCAAAGAUCGGCCGUCAUGGUUUCGUGAUUGCCGAGCUGUUGAUGUUCUGAAUGUGCUGCCCACUGCAAAUGGUGGAACUAUAGAGUUGCUUUAUAUGCAGCUAUAUGCCCCAACCACAUUGGCUCCUGCUCGAGACUUUUGGUUGUUGCGCUAUACUUCUGUUCUAGAAGAUGGAAGUUUUGUGAUAUGUGAGAGGUCUCUUAAAAAUACUCAAAAUGGUCCAAGCAUGCCUCCUGUGCAGCAUUUUGUGAGAGCUGAGAUGCUGCCUAGUGGUUACUUAAUAAGACCUUGCGAAGGGGGUGGCUCUAUUAUCCACAUUGUUGAUCAUAUGGAUUUGGAGCCAUGGAGUGUGCCAGAAGUGUUACGCCUAUAUGAAUCAUCGACAGUGCUAGCUCAGAAGAAAACGAUGGCAGCCUUACGACAGCUGAGACAAUUAUCUCAUGAGGUAUCUCAGUCCAAUGUCACUGGGUGGGGCAGGCGACCAGCAGCACUACGGGCACUAAGCCAGAGACUGAACCGGGGUUUCAAUGAGGCACUCAAUGGGUUUAGCGAUGAGGGGUGGUCAAUGAUUGGCAAUGAUGGUAUAGAUGACGUAACAAUCAUGGUUAAUUCAUCUCCUGACAAGUUAAUGGGACUUGAUCUUUCCUUUGCCAAUGGAUUUCCAUCUAUCAGUAAUGCUGUCUUAUGUGCCAAAGCAUCAAUGCUAUUGCAGAAUGUGCCUCCAGCAAUUCUCCUAAGGUUCCUACGGGAGCACAGAUCGGAAUGGGCAGACAACAACAUGGAUGCUUACUCAGCUGCUGCCAUUAAAGUUGGUCCAUGCAGCUUACCAGGAUCUCGCGUAGGAAAUUAUGGAGGUCAAGUUAUACUUCCUCUGGCGCACACUAUUGAGCAUGAAGAGUUUCUAGAAGUGAUUAAAUUGGAAGGGUUAGCUCAUUCUCCUGAAGAAGCCAUCAUGCCUAGAGAGGUGUUUCUUUUGCAACUCUGCAGUGGAAUGGAUGAGAAUGCUGUUGGCACUUGUGCUGAACUUAUAUUUGCUCCAAUUGACGCAUCCUUUGCUGAUGAUGCCCCACUUUUACCUUCAGGAUUCCGCAUUAUUCCUCUUGAUUCUGGGAAGGAAGCAUCCAGUCCUAAUCGCACUCUUGAUCUUGCAUCUGCACUUGACAUUGGCCCCACUGGGAAUAAACAAUCCAAUGAUUAUGCUGGAAACUCUGGCUGCAUGAGAUCUGUUAUGACUAUAGCAUUUGAAUUUGCAUUUGAAAGUCACAUGCAAGAUCAUGUUGCAACAAUGGCACGGCAAUAUGUUCGUAGCAUUAUAUCAUCAGUCCAAAGGGUGGCAUUAGCACUUUCUCCUUCACAUCUGAAUGCUCAAGCUGGGCUUAGGUCACCACUGGGUACUCCUGAAGCACAGACACUUGCUCGUUGGAUAUGUAACAGUUAUAGGUGCUACUUGGGUGUGGAGCUACUCAAAUCUAGUAAUGAAGGAAAUGAUUCCAUCCUCAAGUCCUUGUGGCAUCACUCAGAUGCAAUAUUGUGCUGCUCUCUGAAGGCAUUGCCCGUCUUCACUUUUGCAAACCAGGCAGGGCUUGAUAUGCUGGAGACUACCUUAGUUGCCCUGCAAGACAUCGUUUUGGAGAAGAUAUUUGAUGAACAUGGACGAAAAAUCCUCUGUUCCGAGUUUCCUCAGAUUAUACAACAGGGUUUUGCUUGCCUGCAAGGAGGUAUCUGUCUCUCGAGCAUGGGGCGGCCUGUCUCCUACGAGAGAGUGGUGGCUUGGAAGGUGCUGAAUGAGGAAGAGAAUGCUCAUUAUCUGUUUUAUGUUUAUGAACUGGUCCUUUGUUUGAUGUUAUGUCUAGAGACUGAGAAUUGAACAAGUGUUGUAGAUUAUGAAUCACUCUGUACUCUCAAGACCUUGUGUUUUGUUGGUUGUUCUACUGUAUUUAUAUUCCGCCAAGACUUGGAUUUUACAUGAAGACAAUAUGCUAGUUUGUUUAGUUCA